UCAGCUGUGUCCAAUCACAGCUGAUCACAUCCCCAGCAGUGCCACCUGUCAGUGCUCAUCAAUGCCACCUGCCAGUGCUCAUCAAUGCCACCUGCCAGUGCCCAUCAGUGCCUACCAAUGCACAUCAAUGCCACAUAUCAGUGCCCAUCUGAGCUGCUUUUCAGUGUUAUCUAUCAGUGUCAGUCAGUGCCACCUAUCAAUGCCAGUCAGUGCUACCUAUCAGUACUGCCAAUCAGUGCCAGCCAGUGCCGCCUAUCAGUGCCAUAUAUGAGUGCUGCCUUUCAGUGCCCAUCAGCGAUGCCUGUCAAUGCCCAUCAGUGCCACCUACCAGUGCCUUCUCAUCAGUGCCACCUAUCAGUGUCCAUCAGUGCAGCCUAUCACUGCAGCCUCAUU
This is a messenger RNA of Staurois parvus, 393 nucleotides long. The record is from the annotation of a GenBank genome assembly. Lineage: Eukaryota; Metazoa; Chordata; Amphibia; Anura; Ranidae.